Molecule: messenger RNA, 741 nt
Organism: Haemonchus placei
Lineage: Eukaryota; Metazoa; Nematoda; Chromadorea; Rhabditida; Trichostrongylidae
Source: the annotation of a GenBank genome assembly
AUGUUGCUGCUUCUGUUUGGACUUUUACCAUUGAUUUCAGCCUUUACCUGUCCAGCCAAUACUAUAUAUCAUGCCGAAUUCAACAGAUGCUACAAAUUCUCACCCGACACUCUGCCUUUUUAUAUGGCAGAAGAAGCAUGUCAAACACUCGGAGGACAUCUUGUUUCCUUCCAGGAAGGCCUAGAAAAUGCUAUGGUGGCAGAGACUGCUCAACAACAACGUAUUGGCUCUCCCUUCUGGAUUGGUUUGAACAAACUUAACGGUAACCAGUGGGGUUAUACUGACGGCAGCCAAUUCAGUUUCGCGAAUUGGCAGGACGGCCCACCAGCUCGCUGCCAGUCCGGUUGGACCUACUUCGCUAAGACCAACUCAUGCUAUAAGUACUUUCUAUGGGCAAGCUUCGAGAAUGCCGAGAACGUCUGCAAAGCGAAUGGCGGCCAUUUGGCCUCCAUCCACAGCUUGGAGGAGAAUAACUUUGUGGCAGGUUCAACCAAAAGUCAUUUACGAGUUCGUUCAGUAAAUAGCGCUCCCAUUGAAGUAGAAAUGCUUUUAGGAAUGGGAAUGUCGGGCAUAACAUACACCAAUGACGCGGAUUUAACAUGGAUCGGCUUGAAACAGGCGACGUAUCCGACCAGUAAAGACUGGACAUGGACAGAUGGUAGCCCAGUCGACUUCUUGUUUUGGGCUCCCACACAACCCGAUGACGCAGGAGGAUCUGAACAUUGUGUUGAGGUCAGAUAA